GUGAAGUGAACAGUCAUCCAGGAAGAAGAAGCAGUAGAGCAGAGUUGAGGGAAACUCCAGGACAGAAGAGACAGUUGCCCAAGCACAUUAUGUGCACAAGGCUCUGUGGGAAAGAUGUACGUGGGAUAUCUCUUGGAUAAGGACAGCAACAUGUACCCCAACCCAGUAAGGCAUCCAGGACUCAACCUUAACCAUCAGAACUAUGUCCCUGCACCUCCUCAAUAUUCUGAUUUUGCCAGCUAUCAUCAUGUCCCUGGGAUUAACAGUGACCCUCAUCAUGGACAACCUGGUAGCACCUGGAGUUCUCCUUAUGCUCCAAGCAGAGAAGACUGGCACUCCUAUGGACCAGGACCUGCAGCCUCUUCAAAUAACCCGGGUCAAAUAGGAUUCAGCCCCACUGAUUUUAAUCCGGUUCAGCCACCAGGUUCUGGACUAUUACCACCACCCAUGAACAACUCAGUGCCCCCUCUUUCUCCAAAUGCGCAAAGGCGCAACCCCUAUGAUUGGAUGAAGCGCUCGGUGGUACCCAGUGCCAACCCAAACAAUGGACCAAGAGAGCCAGGCAGAUGGGGAGGCGCAGAUGUCAGAGGCAGGCUGAGCCAGGAGAGAGAAACAGAAGCAGACCUUACAGGAAAAACUAGAACAAAAGAUAAAUACAGAGUUGUGUACACAGAUCAUCAACGCCUUGAACUGGAGAAAGAAUUCCACUACAGUCGCUACAUUACAAUCCGCAGGAAGGCUGAGUUAGCGGCUACACUUGCAUUAACAGAGAGACAGGUAAAAAUUUGGUUUCAAAACAGAAGGGCAAAAGAGAGGAAAGUAAAUAAGAAGAAGAUGCAGCAGCAGAGUCAGCAGGCCAGCACCACCACUCCCACCCCACCGACUGUUGGCACCACCACUGGAAUGGGCGGGAUUUGCAGUAGCAGCAGCAGCAACAGUAACUUGGUAUCUCCGUCGGCACUGACUAUUAAAGAGGAAUAUCUUUCUUAAGGGACAUUGGCUAAGUGUAUAGCCCUAAAACUCUUUGGAACUUCAGUGUAUCCGAUUCUUUCCGGAGUAAACCAUCAAACCUUCUCUGCUGAACGAGCCCACUGUAUCUCAAGUCUAUGCAGCAUUUAGGGGGUUCAAAUGUUCAACACAAUUUUAACACUCCUUAAACGGAGUCAUUGGAGGACUGGUCAUACCAUUUUAUGUAUGCGUACAGAGAAUAUCUGGAUUAGUAUUUUGGUUUUAAUGGCCAUCAGUGGACACUAUCUUAUCUAUUUUUUGUAACUGUAUAUUUAAAAGGAAACUUUUCAUGUAAAAAAAUAUCUUUUUAUGUACUUAAAAGUAGGGGGUAUUUUUUCUAUUUCAACUAUUCCUUUUUAUAUAAUUUUCUCUAGUAUGGCGUCUACGCAGAGGUUAGAAUUGAGCAGAUUUGUGGUUAAAUUUGGUAAAAGGCUAGUUCUUUCUGUAAAUUAUUGUAAAAUCUCAUUUUCCUUGCAGCUGAGAAAAAUAUAUAGUUAGAAUCAAAUAGCAGCUUGGUUUAUAAAAUCAGAUGGUACUCACACAGCCAGCAAAUUUGUUGAGCUGUAUAUAGGGCUAUAGGGCUGUAU
Messenger RNA from Spea bombifrons (plains spadefoot toad), 1595 nucleotides. It is a transcript of the gene CDX1, whose product is annotated as caudal type homeobox 1. Lineage: Eukaryota; Metazoa; Chordata; Amphibia; Anura; Pelobatidae. The transcript has 4 exons. Gene Ontology annotation, cellular component: nucleus. Gene Ontology annotation, biological process: regulation of transcription by RNA polymerase II; animal organ morphogenesis; embryo development. Bases 115 to 990 code for a protein of 291 amino acids. The record is from RefSeq and is a predicted model, not a curated record. Gene Ontology annotation, molecular function: RNA polymerase II transcription regulatory region sequence-specific DNA binding; DNA-binding transcription factor activity, RNA polymerase II-specific.